AAUGGCUGAAUAAACAUAAGAUAAAUAAUUCAAAGGUGUUAAAAAGUUCACCUACAGAGGCUUAUAACUUGAAGAGCUUGUUAAAUUACCCAUGGAUAAAUUGGUUGAAUAAUUCAGAGCAAGACAAAGAAGAAGAAUUUCUAAUUAAGGAGAGAAGGUGCAUGCUUUCUAAAACUUAAUGAAGAAAGUAGAGAAUAAAAAUUAAUUUAUUUAGAUUCGUAAAUCCAAGAAGGAGACAUUACCAGGAGAGAAACCAAAACCAGUUAAGACUCAUUAAAGAAAUACAAUAGUUGUUCCAGAAAUGGUUGGAUCAAUCGUAGGUGUAUAUAAUGGUAGAUAAUUCAGCAAUGUAGAAAUUAAGUUUGACAUGAUUGGCAGGUAAUAUAGAAAUGCAAAAACAUAAAAUUAGAUAUUUGGGUGAAUUUUCAUUGACAUAUAAACCAACAAGACACGGAAAGCCAGGUGUUGGUGCCACAAAGGGAUCUUAACAUACAGAUUGAUA
This is a messenger RNA of Paramecium pentaurelia, 502 nucleotides long. The record is from the annotation of a GenBank genome assembly. Lineage: Eukaryota; Ciliophora; Oligohymenophorea; Peniculida; Parameciidae.